Astrephomene gubernaculifera is the source of this 1987-nucleotide messenger RNA. The record is from the annotation of a GenBank genome assembly. NCBI's taxonomy places the organism in Eukaryota, Viridiplantae, Chlorophyta, Chlorophyceae, Chlamydomonadales, Astrephomenaceae.
CGUUUACUUACAUGUUAUUGUCUGUAACAAUUGUUAUUUACUGAUUAGUGCGGGUAUGGCGCCGCUUCGAUGGCUUCUCUUCGGCACUUUGUGCUGUUUGGCCGCUUCAGCGAUUUCCACUCCUACCUUGCCUGCCCUGACGAAUGCCCUGAAGCUCAAGCUCCGCCUUGCUAACGGCGACCAUGUACAGCGCCCUUUUGGACGGAACCUCCUUGCGACCGCACCGCAAUGUGUUUGGAGCCCAAGCUCGGGUUGUGACUUGAACGAUGGCUACAUUACCGGACUCAGUGGUACACCUGCCAGCAACAGCCAGAAGCUUCUAGCUCGAUUUGCAGCUUCGGACCACAAGUGCAGCACAUACACCACCAAAGCUACCUGCAUGGCAAACCCGAACGACUUCUGCGGUUGGGAUUCCGCGUCUCAGGAGUGCUCUGUGGGCCCCAGUUUCCUCAAGAUCGGGUGGCUCCAAGACGUGGUCUACUGCUCCGGCUCCCGUGUCGGCGCCCUCAUGACCUGCCUCACGCUGUCCAACCAGACUGCUUGCGGCGCCAACAGCAACUGCGCCUGGUCGGAUUCGACGCAGCUGAGCUCCAACAGCUUCGGUUCGUCGUUCCUGGAGGCACUUGGAGGCUGGAGCGGCUACGCUGCCUCGUCGACUACCUACAUCUGCAGUGCGAAGUGGACAACCAACGCCACCGAUGUCGCAUACCUCGUAAACAAGAUGUUGGCAGCUGCAGCCAACGCGAGCUUGGACACGAGCUCUAAGAGCGCGGGUAACUUCCUUGGUCCGGUCUUCGGCGACCUCUUUGGCGGUUGCUCGGGCGUGACUCGUUACAGGGAUGCCCUGCUGACAUGCCCGGCCAAGACGAACAAGACCAGCUGCGAUGCAGCGCCGGCAUGCGGCUGGGACCCGGCGAUGACAAUUCCUGCUUGCGAUAUGUCAGAUAACUAUGCAAUGGAUCUGCUGCUGGAUCCAAAAGAUCCGUGGGUGAUUGCCUACAACAACGCCUCAUCCGCAUGCGCCGCCCAAACCACGAACACCACCUGCACCGGACUCGCAACCGUUACCGUUGAUACGACAAAGUACGACAGCUUUAGCAACCUCAGCCCGGAUUUCAGUUCCGCAGCCGGAAUGCUCUCCAUGUCAUCGCUCCUGAUGAGCUUGAUGGCUGGAUUGGUCUGCCUGUGGGCUCUGCUCCUCUGAGGGAUGAACAGCGCCUAGCAAGGGGCAUAUAGCACCCGGAAAAGGGCGCAUAUGUGUGAUCGGAACGAUGGAAGCUAUCAAUAUUUUGAACUAUUAAGAAAUAAGGCUUAGCCGUGAGUACCCCUCGCGUUUUUGUUCGCAUGUUUGAUUGUCGUAUCCAAGCCAUCGUCGUAUUUGGGUGUGAUUGUUUGGAGUUAGUACUCUUCCGCGGCGUUCAGUUCAUGCUUCCAUGCCAAAGCGCCCGGGGCGUUGGUCGUUGUUGAAGGCCCGGAGUUGGUUGCGUGCGACUUAUCAUAUAUUGUAUAGCGUUUGGUUGUUUGCAGUUGUUGCUGGUGUCGUGAGUGGUGACAACUCCCAUGCUAAGUAAUAAAAAGCAUCGGGUCGAAGGCUUCUCAUGCGGUUCAUGACUUUAGCAUGGGUACCAGGUGACAUGCAGAUGUUUGAGGUCCAGAUGCACAUUUCGAACAGCUUGUUUGAGCCGCGAGGUGGCACUAGCGCGUGUGUCCGAAUGGUCUGUGGUCUUCGCUUCAAAUUGUCGUACACAGUCCUGAAUUGAAAUUGUACAUGUGCCAUACAGUAUGCAAACGGGCACAGGCCGCAAUAGGUACACAUCCUGAAAGGGAAAGGGUACCAUGGGACGCAGGUACCCUGCACGAAUACAUCCCCAAACACAAAUCCUCUUGCCAUUGUAACCUGCCUAUGUACAGAAUAUCCGUUCUUACGCUGCACUGCCCGACCCACAUCCACAUGUGCCGCAUGUCACAGGACCUACCUGGCAUAUAU